CCGGCUGCGUGACAUCAGCGCCGGGCAAGUCACGACACGUACCGGGCGGCAGGGGGCGGCGCACCAGCUGGAGCAAGAAAACAAGCCCGGGCCGCUGCCGAGCCGCACAGCCCGGCCGGCCCCCGCCCCUCGCUGGGCGCUGAGCCCCUGGGCCGGAGCAGGCAGGAGCCGGCCAGCGGCAGGAAGCCCCGGGAGCUGCUCAGACCAGCGGUGGGCAUCGCGGGAGCGCGGCUUUCCCGGGGAGCGCGCUGCCACCCGGCGUGCAGAGGCGAGAGCUGCCCAGCGCUCUCUUGGACCCCCAGCGCUUGCGGGACCAAGGGGGAGGCGCAAGCCGGGGGUGCUAAUCGAUGUGAGAUCCAGCAGCGAGGCAGGGGCAUGGGCCAGCCCUGGGCCAACGCGCUGGCCGGCGCCGCUGCGCGCGGGGAUGUGGAGAGAGUGAGGGAGCUGCUGGACCAGCGUGCGGACCCCAACGCAGUCAAUGUCUGCGGCAGGACACCGAUCCAGGUCAUGAUGCUGGGAAGCACCAAGGUGGCGGAGCUGCUGCUGCAGAGCGGAGCGGAUCCGAACCGCCCGGACCCCAGCACCGGCUCCCUCCCGGUGCACGAUGCGGCACGAGGAGGUUUCCUGGACACCCUUGUGGCGCUGCACAGGGGCGGGGCUCGCUUGGAUCUGCGCGACGGAUGGGGCCGCCUCCCCGUGGACCUCGCUGUAGAGAGCGGGCAGCAGCAAGUGGUCCGCUACCUCCGAGCCCAGCCUGGAAGGAAUGUGGCUCCGCCCCAGGAAUAGGGCACGGCCGGGCCGAGGGCUCCGUGCGGGGCGCCAGCGCUGCCCGGCUGAGACACGUAACGCACUGAACUGCGGGCAGCAGCUAUGUCUACAGCAGCCAGGGAGCAUGGCCCAGGACAGCUGGCAGCCGCCGGUAACCUCACACAUUGCACUAAAAAUCCCAGGGCGGCAGUGGCCCUGUGACCACCGCUCCUUAAAGAUGAACCACACCGGGCGAGCCUAGUCUAAUGCUGUGCUCUCGCUAUAUUUAUGGAAGAGUCUUCAUCAAUUGGUGUUAUGUUUUAGGAGGAAAUAUAAUUUAUUGUCCGUUUUUCUUGCAUAGGAAUAAUGUAAAUAUGCCGCUUUAAAAUGUUGUCAGAAAUGCAAGCACGAUCUUUGUUCUUGAUGUUAGAUUUUUACUUGACACAAAUCUGGUUUUUCUUGGAACAAUAAGCCUUCAAACACUACCAGUGUGAAGGAAACCACUAACGUAAAUAUACCUCUUAAAUGAAUAAAUUAAUAGCAGUCUGACAGAAACCAAAUCUUUGCUUAUUUCUUGGGUUGCAGUUUUCCUUACCAGAUCUGGAAUACAAACAGAUAGUGUGGGGAUUUUCCAAGAGAUACAGACAGGAUAGAAGUUAGACAUUUUUUAAAAAAAUAUAGAAACCAAAGAGAAUCUAGGACUGGUAGAUCCCUAGGGCCAGAUCCAACACCAAUUUAUGUUAAUGGUUGACUUUGAUUUUAGUAGAGUCUAUAUAAGGCUCAUAGUGCUAAAAUGAUCAGGCAACAUGUUUUUAGAUAAUUAGGUAUUCCUAUUUGCAUUUUAGACACCUAUUUUAAUUUGACUGAAGUAAACCGUACCCUGAGGUAAUUUAAGAUGUUAAGUCACCAAUUAAAGCAAUACAAUAUUUACUGUGUGUCCCACAAAGAUUCAGAACAUAAGACU
Pelodiscus sinensis (Chinese soft-shelled turtle) is the source of this 1711-nucleotide messenger RNA. RefSeq names its product cyclin-dependent kinase 4 inhibitor B. NCBI's taxonomy places the organism in Eukaryota, Metazoa, Chordata, Testudines, Trionychidae. Gene Ontology annotation, biological process: negative regulation of cell population proliferation; regulation of cyclin-dependent protein serine/threonine kinase activity; regulation of G1/S transition of mitotic cell cycle. The record is from RefSeq and is a predicted model, not a curated record. Gene Ontology annotation, molecular function: cyclin-dependent protein serine/threonine kinase inhibitor activity; protein kinase binding. Gene Ontology annotation, cellular component: cytoplasm; nucleus.